GAUAUAUAUGGUCUACCCGACACUAGGUGGUAGCAGUCUUCCUGAAAUCAGCUCUGUGUUUGAGAGGAGGAGGAAAUGCUCCGGUUGAACAGCUGAUGGGCUCUUCCUGAAGAUGCUGACUACCUCAUGAAGCCACUGAGAAAAUACCAAGAGUGUGCAGAUCUGUCAUCAAAGCUAAAUGUGGUGCUGCUAUGUUGUGCCAUGCAUAAGUCACCAUGGUUGUCAACCUCUGCCUGCCACACUUUCAAACCACGGCUCACUGCAACAAGAGGUCUUCAAGCCUCUGUUCCUCUUUUUCCCAGCUAUGCGCAGAUGGCUAUGAUGUUUCCAACCUCCUGGCAUGCGACCCUUCUGCUCGACGGAGAGGUUUUAAGCUGGAGUACUUCCUGCGUCCUCCACUGCACGUAACUCUGCACUUUCGAGUGAGAGUUGAGCUGUGUCGUGUGGAUGUUGAGCUUUGGCCUUGUGGUAUGGACCAGGGAAGUGUCUCCAGGAAGCUCGAGAUUCUUACCUGCUCUGAUCCUGUCUCUGAAAUAUCAAAAGGUUCCCAGGAAGACAGUAGACAGUUUAAACUUGUGGGACGUUGUGAGCUAAGGGAGGAUGUGCUUGCAUGUUUUAAUCAUCGCAAUUUCAAACAUAGAAUUCCUUUUCUUGAGGCACCACCUGAGCUUCCAGUGCAGGCUAAGCAACAAGAGCUCUGGAGUCGGGGCCUGGAGUCUCUGAACUCGGUGGCCCAACUUCGUAUUAGUAUACCCUUUGGUGGAGCUGGUUCUGCACUGGGAAUAAAGUCGUUAGCAGUGUGGGGAGUUCCGGCUCGCUCUUGUCCUUCUGAGGAGCUUGCGAAGGUCCAAAAAGCACAUUUUGACAGUUUGAAAGUGAAAAUAAGACCUCCCUCUAUAUCACCAGUCUCAUAUCUUUCUACCUCAGACAAAUCUUCUAGGCCAAACCCUGCACCCUCAGAAACCCCUAUUCCAGACGAGUUUCUGGAUCCUUUGACUCAGGAGCUCAUGGUUCUACCAUUGAUCUUGCCCAGUGGCAUGGUUAUAGAUAGUAGCACGUUAGAGGAGUACCAGAAACAUGAAGCCACUUGGGGACGUUUGCCAAAUGACCCGUUCACCGGAGUUCCAUUUACACAAGACUCUAAACCACUUCCUAACCCUGUGCUUAAAAGACGCAUUGACAGUCUGAUACUGCAGACAGGAUGCACAAGAGUCGGAAGCAGGAAUGGUCAGCUGAACAAACCUCACACUUCCAAACUUGUUGAUCCUCCACAUGCUGAAAGACCCACUUGCUCGAAAGACUUGGUUUGCAUUGGAAACUUACAAGCUGGACCCAGUGAGACUGGCAUCCAGCAAAGCCAAUCAGCAGGUAUUGAAAGUGAAACAAAACUGCAAAAAGAUAUUUAUGUCAAUAAAAAUAAGACACGUAAUGGAUUUACUGACUCCAAGCUAAAGGGAACUAAAAGGAAAUGUGAGUCAAACCUUCCGACCAGAACAAAUUGGACACCACCUUAUUCAUCCCCCUUGACCAAAAUGCCCAAAAUGGAUGCAAGCCUCACAUCCCUCACAGACUCCAGCCAAACCUCUCAUGAGCAGCGUCUGUCAGACAGUUUAGACCAAGCACUAAGUUCUGCUCUGCAGGGUUUACCAACAUAUACCUCACAAAGCCAACUGAAGCCGGAGACAACAUCAGGACCGAGCAGAUGUGGGUCAUGUUCUUGUUCCUUGACUGUUUAUUCUGCAAGCUCACCAGCUUACUCUUUACCUUGCGGUCACCUGCUGUGUCGAACAUGUCUGCGGAAUGUACAUCGUCCCGGCUCACAAAGACUGCCAAUCACCUGCCCCACAUGUAAAACCUCUGCCUCACCCAGUACAAUCACACGAGUGCAUCAUUAAUGUGUCAGUCCUGAUUGUGAAGGGAAAUAAUCUUCUGGUUUUGAUGUAAUAAGCUAAUGUUAUGUUCAUGUUUUGCUCUUUUGUCAUUUGUAAUACAUGAAAUAUCAAUAAACAGGCAAGCAAAGCAAAA
Messenger RNA from Astyanax mexicanus (Mexican tetra), 2025 nucleotides. It is a transcript of the gene ubox5, whose product is annotated as U-box domain containing 5. Lineage: Eukaryota; Metazoa; Chordata; Actinopteri; Characiformes; Acestrorhamphidae. Gene Ontology annotation, molecular function: ubiquitin-ubiquitin ligase activity; ubiquitin protein ligase binding. Gene Ontology annotation, biological process: protein polyubiquitination. The coding region runs from base 216 to 1895 and encodes 559 amino acids. Gene Ontology annotation, cellular component: nucleus. The record is from RefSeq and is a predicted model, not a curated record. The transcript is spliced from 6 exons.